Messenger RNA from Cooperia oncophora, 180 nucleotides. NCBI's taxonomy places the organism in Eukaryota, Metazoa, Nematoda, Chromadorea, Rhabditida, Trichostrongylidae. The record is from the annotation of a GenBank genome assembly.
AUGAUCGAUCGGAAAGCGCCAUUGCUCUACGAACCCGAAGUGGUUAACCAGGCAAUUCGACGAUACGAAACAUGUUGGCUGCCCAUGCAGACUGCUCACCCUGACAUGAAUGUAAUACCGCCGUUGGAUGUACACUGGGUAUGGCACACCCACAUGUUGAGUCCACUUCACUAUCAAGAG